AGACUUCAUUAUGACAUCAUCAUUUGCAGAGGCUUUAACAUUCUCCAGCCUCUCAGAAGUUCAGUUGCUGUUUAGCGUUGGAAGUGGAAGGAGUGUAGUUAGCGUUAUCAGCAACUAUUGGUUAUUGAUCAAUGUGUUCAAGAAAAAUCAAUAGAAACAACAGCAAGAUAAAUAUGGAUUUAGGAAGCAGCAAAAGAAUGGAAAAUGGCUUCAGAGCAAGAGUAUUUGCUGUCUUUAGAAAUAUUAAAAGGAAGAUUGUGUCUGUUUUUGCUUUACCUGCCCAGGAAGAGAGUGAAGAACCCAAUGUGAGGGCGAGUAUAGAACAUCAGAGAACUGGAUAUCCCAGGAAGAGGAAAUUAGAGGAGAGCUCCAGUGAAGAGCGGUAUAUAAAGAGAAGAAGAACCCAAUCUGAUGCUGUCACCCCAUCAGAAAAGGGAGCUACAAGUGCAGAGUUGCACCUACAGGCAGAGAAUAAUCUGCAGGAAGACCGGCAUCAAGCAAGCUGGCCCUUGACCAAACGGGCAAAGAAGCGCAAAAGAUCCGCUGAUGAGGAUUCGCUAGUGAAAUACGGGAAGAGGCUCAAGGGUGAAGAAUCCCCAAAUGAGUCAGGCCCAAGUGAAAGUGCUACAGUGUCGCUCAACAGAUUUGAUUUCUAUAAGUUUCUUGGAGCCGGCAGCUUUGGAAAGGUUUAUCUGGCUAAGGACAAAAUCACAGGAAAAUGGGUGGCUGUGAAGAUGAUAAAGAAGGAAUAUGCAGAUGAAGAAAAUGUGAUGAGUGAGAGGCGGAUAUUAGAAUUAGCACAGGACUGCGCCUUUCUCACACAUGCAUAUGCUGCCUUUCAGACAGAGGAUGCUAUAUAUUUUGUGAUGGAGUAUGUGUCUGGAGGGACCUUAGAAGAUCUCCUGAUUGAAAAAGGUCCCCUUGAUAUUAACAGCACACGGAUCUUAGCUGCUGAGAUAGUGUGCGGACUGAAAUUCCUCCAUUCUCGUGGCAUUGUUCAUAGGGACUUAAAGCCUGAAAACAUUAUGAGAGACAGUGCUGGUCACAUGAGGAUUGCCGAUUUUGGCUUAGCUGUAGAGGGAAUGUUUGAGGGCCAGAGAAUCAAAUCCUGUGCUGGAACCCGCGAUUACAUGGCCCCUGAGGUAAAGUCUUACAAGGAAUAUGAAACCUCCGUGGACUAUUGGUCGUUAGGAGUGAUAAUUCAUGAGAUGCUUACUGAGGAAAAACCCAAAUUUUCCUGGUGGGCAGAAAAAUUUAAAUGUCCAGAGAGCUUCAGCCCUGAGACAAAGGACUUUAUGGAGAAGCUCCUGUGUAGGGAUCCUGACACUAGGCAAGAAUUUGUUCGGUGUAUCAAGGACCAUCCGUUCUUUACAUCAAUCGACUGGGUGGCCCUGGAAGCUGGGGAAAUUGAGCCCCCUUUCAUACCACCACCAAUGGAGGAACAACUGAAACAUUGUGAAGAGGAAUUUCCCGCUAAAUCCUCUGUUACACCAGGCCAGGAAAGGUCAUUGACAGGGUUAUCAUUUGUGUGCCAGGAGUGGCAGUGAAUCCCACCCAAUCCUUAGAAUUCCCCUCUAGCUGCAGAGAAGCAGUAAAGUCUGAGCGGGAAUAACGCGUUGCACACAAAUGGUUAUUGUGCUUACCCGGCACCAAGCUACGCGCUCCAGUUCAGUAGAAGAAGCAGAGCGGAAGAAAAGCCUUGAAAACUGUAAUGGGAUUGUACAUUACUGAGUCCGGGUACAGGACCAGAGCGCUGAGAUGAAUUCUACGAAUGGUGGCAUGAAGAGAAUAAGAAGAACAAGGGCACUAGCACAACAUCCAGUGCCAUUUUGGCCAUAAGGCAGUUAAAUAGGGGUGUCCAAAAGUCACCCUUUGUAAGAAAAGAAAAAGAUUAAUUCUGGGUUGUUUACCGUUAAUUCAGCUCUUUUAAAACCCAGAGUGCAACUGCUUUCUUGGCACUAAAGAUGCAGCAGGGAGA
Molecule: messenger RNA, 1978 nt
Organism: Xenopus tropicalis (tropical clawed frog)
Lineage: Eukaryota; Metazoa; Chordata; Amphibia; Anura; Pipidae
Product: protein kinase C delta type
Exons: 10
Coding region: 132-1547 (471 amino acids)
Molecular function (GO): protein serine/threonine kinase activity; ATP binding; kinase activity
Source: RefSeq, a predicted model, not a curated record